This is a messenger RNA of Iphiclides podalirius (scarce swallowtail), 210 nucleotides long. The record is from the annotation of a GenBank genome assembly. NCBI's taxonomy places the organism in Eukaryota, Metazoa, Arthropoda, Insecta, Lepidoptera, Papilionidae.
AUGAAGAAGAAAGCCGCAACCAUGAGGUUGCCUGGGUGGAAGGUGAUAGAAGAGUUAUCGAGACGACAACAGCACGAGUGGGGCUGCACAUGCAUGCAGCGAAAUGGUAUGGUCCAGCAGAUCAGCCUCUGUAGUGAAAAUUUCGUGGCAUAUAGCACAAGAGUGAAGAGCCAACAGGUCAGGCCCAUUCUCAAGUUCCUGAAAAUAGUG